GACAGCAAGACGUUUUAAAGAAAAAACGGAAUAUACUUAUAAUCGAAAAUUUAACUUAAUUAGAGGAGAAUUUCAUAUUUGACAAUUAUGUUAUCCAAUAUGAGAAGUAAGCGUAUUACUGGCCUACAUCUGUGUGGUAAAAACAUGGGUCCAAUGUCCAGAUUGCCACCAAAAUAUUCUGAUGAAGAUUGGGAUUAUAAUAAUAAAAUGAAAUUUCGAAUAACCUGUGACCAAGAAAGGAUGGCCGAACGUAUUGUGGAGGAAUCUCGCCGGGUAGUCGACGAUGUUAAUGAUACAACUCGUAAUUGGCAACGUGAAGUUGAACACCAUUUACGCGAGAGAGCCAGCGAAAUACGCUUUCUUUGCGACGAACUAAAUAAACAGAAGAAAACCGCAUUGUUGGAGGAUGAAGCUCUGAACACUUAUCGUUGUCGUGUCAUCAAUGCCAUCGGAUUCCUAAAGGAAAAGUCCUUAGCAAUUUGCCAACGUUGUUUAGUUAUACGAGAGGGUCGUUUAGGUGUAGAUCUAUGUGAAGAUGAAGUAGAUCGCAAUUUACGUCGUGAACUAAAAGUUAUCAAAGGGUGUCAAUGCCUAAUGGAUAAAGCUUUGAAGGAAACAAAUGAACAGUUGCGUAAAUUACGUGCAACAAUGUAUUUGUUAGAUAAAGAUUUGGCGCAAAAGGAUAAAUCUCUCUUGAUCGACGAAAAGAACUUGACUCUAAGAGAUUCACAAAAUUUACGAGGCGGUGAUUUAGCCCACCAUCAUUGCCAAUAUUCAUUAGGUGAAUGGCAGCAUACAACUUAUAAAAAUCUAGAGUGUAACGCAAAGGAAUUAAAUUCCGCCGCACAACUUAGAGCCUAUAUUGAUCUAUUACUAAAACAAGUUUGCGAAGAUAUGGAGAACCAAACUGAUCGCACUAAUGAAGCUUUCGAACAUCGAAUUUGCGAAUUGCGACAUGUUAAAAAAUGUUUGGAAAAUAAGCACAGUGACACUAUGAAUCAUAUCAACGAGGUACAAUCUAACAUAAAUGCUUUGGAAAAAGGUUUGGCCGAUAAACAACGAGCUCAACAAUUGUGCUUGACACGUUUAAGCAACCGUGCAACGCGUCCUGGUCUAGAAUUAACAUGCGACGAAGUGCAAGACGCUCUCUAUCACGAGCUUAAUGCUUUGAAAGCUUCGAUGUGUAAAUUAAAUCAAAAGAUACAGGAGAAUAAGGCUUCUUUGCGUUAUUUGUUACAUGUCCAAGUAAUGCAAGAAGAGGAAAUAAACAUCAAAUCGAAUUCCAUAAAAAUUGAUGAAGUCGAUUGCAUGACUAUACGUCAAGCGUUGAAAUAUUCAUCAUUUUAAACAGAAUUGUUGAAAUUUACUCAACAUAAUCACAAAUUUUCAAAUCACUGCACUUCAAAGAAACAGCAUAUUAAAACAUUUUAUCACCAGAUUUAUUACACUACCAUUUUUAAUUUUUUGGAAUUUUGCAAAAUGUUUAUGUAUUUGUAGAAACUUUUUUAAAUUUUAAAAUAAACUUUAACAUUUGGUACUCAC
Lucilia sericata (common green bottle fly) is the source of this 1542-nucleotide messenger RNA. Its product is annotated as tektin-1. The transcript is spliced from 3 exons. Bases 88 to 1347 code for a protein of 419 amino acids. Gene Ontology annotation, biological process: cilium movement involved in cell motility; cilium assembly. Lineage: Eukaryota; Metazoa; Arthropoda; Insecta; Diptera; Calliphoridae. The record is from RefSeq and is a predicted model, not a curated record. Gene Ontology annotation, cellular component: microtubule cytoskeleton; nucleus.